Messenger RNA from Penicillium samsonianum, 948 nucleotides. Its product is annotated as putative 26S proteasome-associated ubiquitin C-terminal hydrolase. Bases 1 to 948 code for a protein of 315 amino acids. Gene Ontology annotation, cellular component: cytoplasm. Gene Ontology annotation, molecular function: cysteine-type deubiquitinase activity. The transcript has 3 exons. Gene Ontology annotation, biological process: protein deubiquitination; ubiquitin-dependent protein catabolic process. Lineage: Eukaryota; Fungi; Ascomycota; Eurotiomycetes; Eurotiales; Aspergillaceae. The record is from RefSeq and is a predicted model, not a curated record.
AUGGCUGAUGUAGGUGGCUGGAGCACCAUCGAGUCAGAUGAGGGUCUCUUCACCUCUCUGAUCGAGACACUCGGAGUUAAAGACACCCAAUUCGAAGAGCUCAUCUCCCUAGAUGCAGACACAAUACGGUCACUAGGUCUACGGCGUAAUCUUCCUCUUCAAAUGGACACGCGAAGCCUCUGGCGCACGCGCCGAAGCCCCCUCGACGGAACCUACGACCAAACCGCCACAGACAACCUCUUCUUCGCCGCACAGACAAUCCAAAACGCCUGCGGCACCCAAGCCAUCCUCUCCGUAAUCCUCAACCACGACAACCCGCCCGCGCCGCAGCCACCAAUCGAGCUCGGCGAGGAGCUACGCUCCUUCAAAGACUUCACAACGGGCUUCCCGGCGGAGCUGCGCGGCGAAGCGCUCUCGAACUCGGAAGCGAUCCGGAGCGCGCACAACAGCUUUGCGCGAGCGAGCCCAUUCGCUGAUGAGACGGCGCGUCCGCAGGACGAUGAGAAGGGCGCGGAUGUUUACCACUUCAUUGCGUAUACGCCUGUCAAUGGGACGUUGUAUGAGCUUGAUGGACUGCAGCCGCAUCCUAUUAGCCAUGGGGCGUGUGCGACUGGGGAUUUCCCUGAGAAGGUUAUUGAGGUUUUGCAGAGGCGCAUUGCGCGAUACCCGCCUGAGGAGACGCAUUUCAAUCUUAUGGCUGUUGUGAGGGAUCCGAGGGGGAGGGCGAGGGAGAUUGGGGAUGUGGAGACGCUUGAGAGGGAGGAGAGAAAGAGGGCUGCGUGGCAGUGGGAGAAUACGCUCAGACGGUGUAAUUUUGUUGGGUUUAUUGGGGAGGUCAUGAAGGGGGUUGUUGGGGUUAAGGAGAAGGAUCCUCAGGGGAAGGCUUAUGAGGAGUGGGUUGAGAGUGCUAGGAGGGAGACGAGGAAGAAGCUUGAGAUGCGCCGAUAG